AUAAUUUGGCAGAUCUGCCAACAGCAGUUCGUGGCAACAGUAACCGCAUUACAGUAUACUCGUGGCCGUCCGCAGACGCUAUCGUCCGAUUUCUUGUAGAUCCGAAAAAGAGUGUUUGAAUAUCGUAUGACCGAUCGUUUUUCAACACUCCUGUCGGUCUUUCUUCACGUACCUUUUUGGUUUUUCAAUUAUUUUGAUUUCAUCGUAUACGUCGUGAAUUUAGUCGGUUACAUAUCGCUCAAAUAUAUUAAACCCCGCGAUCAUCGUCGUCUUCGUUCAUAACAAUCCUAUUGCAAAAUAUUUCGCUUCACGAGAAUUUUCUAACGAGACUCGUUGGUCCACGUUGCGCACACAUCGAUUGACUUAUCUCAGCGGCAGAAUAUAAAAAAACGAACUAUUAUACUCAAACUAAUAUUUCGAACGGUGGUUUUCGUUUCGGAAUUAAACGUAGAGUCCCGACACCAGUUUCUUUUUAGCCUUCUCGAUGGGUUUCCUGGAUUGGUAUUUGAAUUUAGGGCUAGUAUUAGGGGAUUUGGAUGGUUUGCAAGGCGUGCACGAAAGAGUUUGUAUAAUGAAGUGGCUGUUUCAGUAAUUGUUGAAGAAAAUCCUAAGAACAAUAUGUCAUUGACUAGUGUACAUUCCAUAAACAAUCAAAACCUGAGGACCAUCAACGACAAAAUGUUCGAUAAUAUGGAUCUAGUCGGUGAUAUCGAACCAGCAGUUACUCUUGAAGAGCUUAAAGAAGUUUUUAAGUAUUGUUUCCGUUGUGGAGUCAACUGGGAGCAACAUCACGUAUCACUUGAUUGUUUUGAAUGCGGGGGAUACUCCCUCGAGAGGCCUUGUCCUAUAUGUGAUGGUCACUGUCGUAAUAUUUGGAAACGUGAUCUUGAAGAAUCGCAUAGAAGUGGUGAGGCAAGCUGGAUUGGAGAAUGUUCUUCAAAAUGUGAAGAAAUGGGACGUGAUGUCAAUCAAAUAUGCAACAGGCUCGAGAAAGUCAAAGCCACCUUCUGAACUCGCGAGAGAUAAAAAAACUGAAAUAUUACUGAGUAUUAUUACAAACUUGGUAUACAUGUGUCGGUAUUCUAUUAAUUUUAACUUUGUCAAAAGUUUACUGCAUAAUUUCCUCGUGGUGAACUUGUUUUUGGAAUGAUACGAAUUCUCAAAAUGAUUUUUCUAUGUAAA
Molecule: messenger RNA, 1182 nt
Organism: Sipha flava (yellow sugarcane aphid)
Lineage: Eukaryota; Metazoa; Arthropoda; Insecta; Hemiptera; Aphididae
Gene: Pino
Product: protein pinocchio
Exons: 5
Coding region: 619-1011 (130 amino acids)
Source: RefSeq, a predicted model, not a curated record